AUGCCAUCUUACCUCCUAUAGAAUGGGAUCACGAUGGGAAGCAUUAUAUUUAAUAUGUUUCACACGUUCCAGCCACGAGGGAAGGAUGUUGGUAACUUGUAAAAACUAUUGGAUGAGAGAUUGUUGGCAAGAUAAGCUAGGUAACUGGGGAUCUGUCCUAUAAGAGAAGAGUUGUUGAGUUAAUGUUUUGAUGAGAUUAUAAGACAAGUUACAAUUGAUUGUCCAGAGAGAGGAUUACUAUUAAUGAGAGUGAGGGACGAGUUAAAAAUGACAAUCGCUGCUUAUUAGACAUUGUAUAACUCGUCUGUGACAUUUGGGAUGAGAAAAUAAUUGUAGGCUGAGAUGGGCAAGAGUGAAUUGGAAGAGAAGAUAGUUUAAUUGGAGUAGAGGAAAUAGAAGUUGGAAGAAAAGAGGAUUGAUUUGCUUAAUAAAAAGGAUUCCUUGGAUAAGAAGAUUAAAGAAAGAAAUUAGAUUGAGGAAUAGAAGAGGAAAUAGGAAAUCGAAUUUCUCAAAUAUUAAGGGUAACAUUUAGAAGCCUUUUUAAAAUCAGUUUAACCUGAAUUGAAGUGAUUUUCAUAUUAUAAUAAUU
Messenger RNA from Paramecium tetraurelia, 589 nucleotides. RefSeq lists its product as uncharacterized. Lineage: Eukaryota; Ciliophora; Oligohymenophorea; Peniculida; Parameciidae. The transcript is spliced from 4 exons. Gene Ontology annotation, cellular component: axoneme. The record is from RefSeq and is a predicted model, not a curated record. Gene Ontology annotation, molecular function: dynein heavy chain binding.